Molecule: messenger RNA, 1100 nt
Organism: Fragaria vesca subsp. vesca
Lineage: Eukaryota; Viridiplantae; Streptophyta; Magnoliopsida; Rosales; Rosaceae
Exons: 2
Coding region: 192-1037 (281 amino acids)
Molecular function (GO): ubiquitin-protein transferase activity
Source: RefSeq, a predicted model, not a curated record
UUUUCUGAUAUAACAACAACAUGAACCCUCCUCUAGCUUUAAACCUACCACCACCUCAUCCCCAUUUCCUUUCAUCAUCCCCAUCAUCAGUUCUGGACCCUUUCUCUCUUAUUAAUACUCCCUGAACAAAUAUAUAUGUGACCAAAUCACGGAGACGUUUUGGUUUUGUUUUCAGCUUAUAUUCUCAAAAUAUGGCAGUUCAAGCUCAGACCAUGUAUUUCUCAGAAAACUUGGGCAUGAGUGGCUUCCCGCAGCAACAAGAUUGGUCUCUGAUCAACCCACCUCCUCUUUCCGAUCCCGGGUUUGAUCAUGACUUCUUCUCCGGCCUCAUUCCAGACCCUCAAACUCAUCAGCAGCAACAAGUUCAUCAGUUUCAUCCAAAUCUAGGAGUUUCUUCUGUUUCAAAUUCUCCUAAUUCCACUUGCAAUAGCUUCCUCCCCACGACGUCGUUUUCCGAUACUCUCACCGCUCAGCUCGACUUACAAAGGCAGGAGAUAGAUUGCAUUCUUCAGUUGCAGAAUGAGAAGCUGAGAUUUGCUUUGCAAGAGCAGAGGAAGCGGCAGCUGGCUGCCCUGUUGAGAAACUUCGAGUCUAGGACGUCGAGUUUGAUCAGGCAAAAAGAGGAGCACUUGUCACAAGCGAGAAAGAGAGCAAUGGAGCUUCAAGAUUGCUUGAGGAAGGCGGAGAUGGAGACGGAGACGUGGCAGAGAUUGGCCAAAGCAAACGAGACGAUGGUGAUGGACCUCAACAACACGCUCGAACAGGUCAAAGAGAGAAGGGUCCUUUGCAGCAACGGAACCGAUGAUGCAGAGUCCUUCUGUGGCUCAUCUUGCGAGAAGCAAGAAGUGCUUUCAGAAAAAGCAGUUCACAACAAAAAGCUGGGUUUGGAUUGUAAAAGCUGUAAUGCUAGAAGGUCGUGCGUGCUUUUUCUUCCUUGCAGACACCUCUGCUCGUGCAAGUUCUGUGAAGCUUUUCUUGAUUAUUGCCCCGUUUGUAAAUCGACCAAGGAGGCAAGCAUGGAGGUCUUUUUGGUCUAACACCAAAAUGCACCGAGCAAAACGCAAAAAGAAAGUUAGGAAAAAAAAGAGAAAAAAAAAAAC